CUCUCUCUCUCUCUCUCUCUCUGUCUCAUUGGGUUCAUUAUGAGGGAAGAUGGCGGCGGCGGCGCGCGCUGGAUCGAUGUGUCAGCGGUGGAAGCGCUUUGAUCUUCAGCAGCUGCAGAAAGACCUGGACGUCGCCGCCAACGCUCUCGCCAGCACACAGCAUGAGAACGAACAAACACGAAAAAAACUCAUCGACCAGAGCAACGAGCUCAAGAAACACACACCGGAGGAUUUACAUGAACACAUCACUCCAUUAUUAAAGGGAUUCCAAUCUGAGAUUGACGCUCUGUGUGAAAGGAGUAAAGACUCGGAGGCUGCUUUCCUCAGCGUGUAUAAGAGAUUAAUCGAUGUCCCAGACCCUGUGUCUGCGUUAGAGGCGGUGCAGCAGCUGCAGGUUGCGGUUAUUAAGAUGCGCAACGUGGAGGCAGAAAAUCAGAAGCUGAGAGAGAGACUGCAAGAGUAUGACAGGGAGGUUGCAGAGGUCAAAGGUCAUGAAGAAACAAUUAAUGUUUUGAGGGAGAAACUGGUGUCUUAUGAACAUUUAAUUCAACAUGGAAUGAAAGACGAGGAUGAAGAACAACAACGCAAUGCUAAUUGUGCGGGAAAAGAAAGACCCUGUGAGAAAGAAGCGGCGAUGAUGGAUGUCCAGACAGCCAAUCAGGCUCUGGAGGCGGAGCUUGUGGUGAAGCAGAGAGAGGUGGAGCGUCUGAUGGAGGAUGUACAGAAACUCCAGAGCAGCCUGACUGAACUCACCGACUCAACAGCCAAUCAGAUCAGAGAAUUACAGCAGAAGCUCGACUCCAAACACAUACUGCUGCAGGAGCUUGAAGAGAAACUGGAGGCUCAGGCAGAUUAUGAGGAGAUAAAAAGGGAACUGAGCAUCCUCAGGUCCAUGGAGCAGGGUUCCUCAGAGUGUCCUACAGAACAGGGUUCCCCGAGACAGCAGGACUCAUCACUUUCCAGGCAGGAGGACAGCAGUCAGGACAGAGACAGCAUCCAAAAACAACCGGUUAACAACGACCUCAUCAGUUUUGCCGAGAGCCGUCUUCCUGCCUCACCCUCCACCACACCUCCUCACUCUGACCAUGCCCACUCACAGACUCCACCCCUUUCUCAAACCCUCCUGAAGAGCAAAGCUCCACCUGAGUCGUCCCGCUCUUUUUCUUCUGAUUUGUUCAUGCACAGCUUCAGUGCCACUUUCCCUUCACUCUCUGGAAAAUCCUCAGGUAACUCGUUGCUCCAGCGGACAUUCGGGCAGAACCCGUACAGCACUGACCUGCACACGGAGGAGGAAGUGGACACUGCUGAAAUUGCACGGCAGGUUAAAGAGCAGCUGAUGAAGCACAACAUCGGGCAGCGUGUGUUCGGACACUAUGUGCUCGGGUUGUCUCAGGGGUCCGUCAGCGAGAUCCUCGCUCGCCCCAAACCCUGGAACAAACUCACUGUUCGUGGGAAAGAACCAUUCCACAAGAUGAGGCACUUCCUGUCUGACGAGCAGAACAUCCUGACGUUGAGGAGCAUUCAGGGACGACAGAGAGGUAAUAUUACCAGUAGAGUCCGUGUUCCUGAAAGCAGCUCAGAUGAAUCCCUCAAGUCCAUUUUGGAUCAGACUAAAAGGGACCUGCACGGACACAAAAUUGAAGGUGUCCACUCGUCCUUAUCAGUUUCCUCAGAUGACAACCUCCCCUCUGUCCUGGACAUGCAGCAGGUGGCACCCGGUCCCACGAUGUCCUCUGACCUUUCCAGUUUGGGCUCCAAAUUACUCGGUUCCUCCAUUUCUGUGCUGCCUUACUCACCUGUGGAGCUAAAGUCUGUGAAAAACACGUCUGCCUCUCCUGUGAUGGACUCCUGGAGGGAGCAGUGGUGGAGCACGAUACACUGCGAACAGCACAAAGACGCACACACUCGGGAAGACACAGAGUUGGCCAACAUGGUGUCUGAGAUUCCCCUUUCCUCACAAGAUUACUGGAAGGAACAGUCGAGCACGGCGCCUCCAUUCCCCAGAAGCUCAGAACAAAAUUUGUCGAUGUCCAUCACGAAUGAGACGCCUCACAGCAGUCCUUCCCCUUCCUCUUCUUCCUCUUCACUGCAGACAAAGCAAACGAAAGCUACGAUAACACCGCUGACAUCCGAGCAGUAUGAAAGAUUCAUGUACGAGGAAGUGGAUACGGUGGAGCUCACUCAGCAGGUCAAAGAGAAACUCGCCAAGAACGGCAUCUGCCAAAGAGUGUUCGGGGAAAAGAUUCUGGGCCUCUCUCAGGGCAGUGUGAGUGACAUGCUCUCUCGGCCGAAGCAGUGGACUAAACUGACUCAGAAAGGCAGAGAGCCAUUUAUACGCAUGCAGCUGUGGAUUGAAGGAGAACUGCAGGAUCUCAUGAGGGCAGAGACUUCAGCGAGUGCUAGCCCCACCCCCGAGUCACCUGGAAGCUCGUCUGAGGAGCUCGUUAAGCUCGUUAUGGACCAGCAGGAAGAGGUGGGGCCUGAAUCCCAUGACACUGUAGCCAGCAUGCAGGAAGUGCUGGUCACGCCACCAGAACUCGACACCUACUCCAUCAGCAAGAGGGUCAGAGAGGUGCUGAGUGAUAAUAACCUCGGUCAGCGUCUGUUCGGUGAGGCUGUUUUGGGUCUGACUCAGGGUUCCGUGUCUGAUCUGUUGGCUCGGCCCAAACCGUGGCACAGAUUGAGUGCGAAAGGUCGCGAACCAUUUGUGCGAAUGCAUCGAUGGCUGAACGACAAGAACAACAUCCAGAAACUGAAAGAAAUCAAACACACUGAGAAAAAAGUGUAUCUGAAGAGGCGUAUGAGCUCACUGUGUGAGGAUGCUAUGCUGGACAGUGGUGUGUGUAUGGGAGAGUUUGGACAGGAGUGUGUUCCUCAGCUGAAGAAGUCUCGGGUCGUCCUCACUGUGCAAGAGAAAGAGUUUCUGAGAAAAGCAUACGAGGAGAAACCAUAUCCUUCACCAGGAACCAUUGAGGAACUUGCAAAGAAACUUGGACUCAAAGUCAGCACCGUCAUCAACUGGUUCCACAACUACAGGUCUCGUAUUCGGCGUGGAGUCUUCAUGGAAGCAGCUGCAAUGAAAUCAGACGGCGUCUCCGAGGAACAGACGAGUGGAACGCAGGAGUGUUCUGAGCUCCCGGACUCCACGUUUAACUUUCCAGAAUCCUCGGCUGCGCCCGGAAUCCUGAGAGACAGCAGUCUGCGCAGGCGGAAAGCCGCCAACCUGAACAGCAUCAUCCAUCGCCUGGAGAAAGCGGCGAAUCGGGAUGAGGCCCACGACGGAGACGAGUAUGAGAGUCAGGACGUGAGUGCGGAGUGUGUGAAUGCUUCCUCUUCAGGGUAAUGUCAGGGUGGAUAACUAACUGGAGGCGGAGUCUCAGACAUAGCACUCUCACUCAAGCUGAUCAUUAGCAUAUUAGGCCACACCCAUCAGGGACAGUCCCAGAUCAGUGUAAACAGCUGUUAUAUGGGUGUUUUAUCUCAUGUACAUCUUAUUUAAGAGUUUGCUGGAUGUUUAAUAGACACUAUUUUAGAAUAUUUUAUAUGAUUUUCUGAUAACAAUCGCCAGCACUGCGUGUUCAGAACACCUGCUUACAUAAAAUAUGAGGAGGAAUAAAGGAGGAAAAUGGUGGAUGAGUGAACUAAUAACCGAUAUUAAAAAAACAGCUCCAGCAGUGUGCUUAGUGGACAUGGGUUCUCCAUGGCAGGAGGAGAAAACAAGAAGAGAUGAUUUUUUAAAAUUUUGUUAAUUAUUGUUAUUAUAGCGCACUUAACACUCUGCUACGGCCCAACGGUGCAAAAAAUAAACCCCAAAACAAUACAAACCCUUCAGCAAUAAAGGCAGCAACUGUUAGUUAUUGCAAUUGUUAAAAUCUCAUCAGUCAAGUGUGUGUGUGUGUGUGUGUGUGUGUGUGUGUGUGUGUGUGUGUGUGUGUGUGUGCGUGUGUGUGCAGAGAAUAAAAAGUGACCUCGGACUAAAAAAGAAGCACUUGAGGAAGCAGAAGCUCUCUGCUGUCAGCUCUAUGCAACUCUGCUUUGGAUUUUUUAUGCUAGAAAUUUAGACUUCUUUGCCUAAAACCUUUUAUAGGUAUUCUUUUUUAGCCCAGUGCCCUACUCCCGAAUCUCUAAUCCCUACAAACACCCCACUGCACCAUGCAUCAUGGGUAUUCAGUACUUUAUUCCACACCUUAUUCUCUAUAUAAGCCACAUAAACACCCUCAUCAGUCUACACUGGGCGUGUCCUGAAUAUAAUAUUUAAAAAAAUAAAUAACCAUUAAAAUAGAAUAUUUAAAAAAAAAAAUUUGUAAGUAAAAAAACCUUUUGAACCAGGCAACUUCGGUAGAUUUGUGAAGUGAAACACAGCCAUGAGUCAACACUUUAACCCUCAGACCCUUCAGUCAGACGUGUUUGUAUGCAGCAUGAGCAGGAAACACUCGCACAGUUUAAACGUUCGUCUUUAACCUGCUUUUAAAAUGACUAAAUGUACAAGGAGCAGAACUGAAAGAUUCUUUCAUUAUUUUUUAAUCAAAUUCUACAUCCUGCGUACAGUUUUUAAAAUAAAUGAAGCACUAAAUAUAAACCAGGUCUUUGUGCAAUUUCAGACAAGCACACGCAAAACAAGCGCUAGUUCACUGUUAGAUUUGCUAAAUCGAAAUACACUAGAUAUUCUUAAUAAAUAUCUAAUACGCUAACAAGCAAUGAAAUGGCCCUUAAUAUGGCAGCUGAAGAGGACGAGCGAAUAAGAGCGAUUCAUUUUUCAGUUCAUUUUAUACAUACAGUGGUGCUUGAAAGUUUGUGAACCCUUUAGAAUUUUCUAUAUUU
Neoarius graeffei (lesser salmon catfish) is the source of this 4821-nucleotide messenger RNA. It is a transcript of the gene cux1a, whose product is annotated as cut-like homeobox 1a. Gene Ontology annotation, molecular function: DNA-binding transcription factor activity, RNA polymerase II-specific; DNA binding. The coding region runs from base 50 to 3343 and encodes 1097 amino acids. Gene Ontology annotation, biological process: regulation of DNA-templated transcription. The transcript has 20 exons. The record is from RefSeq and is a predicted model, not a curated record. NCBI's taxonomy places the organism in Eukaryota, Metazoa, Chordata, Actinopteri, Siluriformes, Ariidae.